AUGACAAUCUUUAAAGAUGUUGUAUUUUAUCUCGAUGGGUUUGCACCAGAUGUUGAUAAACAACUUGAAAAAUAUGGUGCAACACGAGCAACACUUCCGGAUGAUUAUUCACAAUUAACACAUAUCAUUACUACAGAUUUCAAUAGAAAAACAACACGUUUGAUGAAGAAAAAAGGAAUUCCAAUCAUCAAUGUGAAUUGGGUAGAAGCGUCUAUUCGGCGUAAACAUCUUCAAAAUAUUAAAUAUUUUUCAGCAGAUCCCCGGCAUUUUUUUACAGGAGUUGUAAUUACAUGUGUUGGGCUUUCAGAUGGAAAUCGAAAUGCAAUUCAUGAAGGAGCUUUGGCUCUUGGAGGACAGUGCACAGAGGUUUUAUCAAAAAGUGUUACUCACAUUAUUACAUUGGAUGUAAAUAAUGAAACAUGUAGACAGGUUUUAAAAAGACCGGAACUUGGGAUAAAAAUACUCUCACCAGCAUGGUUUAACGAUUGUUUAAAACAACGACAGCGUGUUGAUGAAACGCCUUAUUUAUUGACAGAUUAUAUUUUUGAUGAAAAUAAAACUAAAACAGAGUCAGUUUUGCCACAUAUGAUAAAAAAAAUAAAUGAUUCUGUUGAAAAUUUGAAUGAAAUUCCUUUGAAAUUUACAAAACAAGUCCUGAAAAAUAAGAAAAUAUUUUUUUCAAAAGAUUUAGAAAUAAAUGAAAGUUUAUUAUAUACUAUUGAAACAAUAGUUGUCAGUUUCGGUGCAAUAGUUGUAUCGUCCAUACAAAAUGCUACUGUUUUUAUUGGGAUAUAUCGAGAAGGAAAUGAAUAUAUUCAAGCGGCUCUUCAAGGAAUUAUUAUUGGUAAUUUAACAUGGUUUUAUUGGAUGUAUGUAUAUGAAACAUGGGUUAAUCCAGAACUAAAUCUUUUGCAUUAUCCUAUUGUAAAAACUGGUCUUCCAGAAAUGCAUGAAAUGGUUAUCACUAUUUCAAAUUAUCAAGGAGAAUCUCGACAAUAUCUUGAAAAACUUAUUAAAGCUCUAGGUGCAACUUUUACAAAAAAUAUGACACCCAAUAAUACACAUUUGAUAAUUCCAUGUGAAUCUGGACAAAAAUAUUUGGCUGCAUUGGAAUGGAAUAUUCAUAUAGUGAAUCAUCUUUGGCUUGAAGAAACAUAUGCAGAAUGGAAACUUCAAAAUAUUACAACGCCUCGUUAUAUUUAUUUUCCUCCUAAAACAAGCUUCAUGAAAAUUGUUGGAAAUACACCUAUAAAUUUGGACGUGAUAAAACUUUUUUAUGAAAAUGUAAGUAAUGACCUUAUUGAAAAAAAAUCUCCCCUUAAGGAAUCAAAUUUAUUAAAACAUUCAAACAAUAUCUCAUCAAACAAUAAUGAAUUGUCAUUGGAUUCUUUUUCAUCUUCACUGAAUAUGCCAUCAACUUUGGAUAAUUUUGAUUUACAGAUUCAUAGUGAUAAUGAGUCUUCUUUUCAGGCAUCUGAUUGUAAUUUAACAAAAGAAAAUUUUCCAUCUUUCCACAAAAGAAGGGCUGCUACUGUUGCUUUAGAGAGGCUUCAUAAUGAAAUAAUGCCUGAUGUUUUAUUAUAUCAGAAAGAAUGCAAAAGAAAAACAUUUUCUGAUUCUUCUGGAGACAUGACAAAUUCAAGAAAAAAGCCCAAAGAAUUAUUCAUUGAAUUUAAAGAUCUAAAAAAUAGUCAAGUCUUAAAAAAGACUAUAGCCAAAUUUUUUCCAACAAAUAAAGAUUUUAGAGAUUAUAGUGUCCGAAUUUUGGUAACAGGAUAUAAAGAUUGGGAUAAUCAAAUGGAAAAGGCUUUGCUUACUAUAGGAAUAGCUACUGUUCAAGACGCUAAAGAUUGUACACAUCUUGUUACUUCUCGAAUUCAACGGACUCAGAAAUUUUUAUCUGCACUUUCUUAUGCUCCUAAAAUAUUAUCUGUAGAUUGGAUUAAAGCGUGCCUUAAAGAAAGAAAAAUUAUGGAUGAAAAUAAUUAUUUUUUAAUUGAUCCUGAAUCUGAACUGAAAUAUAGUUUUAAACUUUCGGAAUCUUUAGAUAGAGCGCGUAAAAAUAAACAUUCCUUAUUUAAAGGAUAUUUGUUUCAAAUUUCUCCUGCGGCUGUGUCAAAUUAUAAUAAUGGAAUAGAUACUAUAAAACAAAUUAUAGAAGUAAAUGGAGGAGUCUGUAUAUCAGCUAUAUCUCGGAAAAAUAGGAUAGAAUACGGACUCUCUCCCAUAUUAAUAUCUAAUAUUUCGGAUACUAGAAUUUUAAAACAUUUUAUUGAAAAAAGAAAAGAGGCAGGAAAAGUUCCUCUAGUUUAUAAUAUGGAAUGGGUUUUAACGACAGUUUUGCGGCAAGAACUUAGCUUUACUGAUGAAAAUUCGCUUUUAGAAGAAUAUAAUCAUUUAUUUAUGUCGUAA
Messenger RNA from Pneumocystis murina B123, 2412 nucleotides. RefSeq lists its product as hypothetical. Gene Ontology annotation, cellular component: nucleus; Cul8-RING ubiquitin ligase complex. The coding region runs from base 1 to 2412 and encodes 803 amino acids. Gene Ontology annotation, biological process: double-strand break repair; DNA double-strand break attachment to nuclear envelope. The transcript has 12 exons. Lineage: Eukaryota; Fungi; Ascomycota; Pneumocystomycetes; Pneumocystales; Pneumocystaceae. The record is from RefSeq and is a predicted model, not a curated record.